Molecule: messenger RNA, 6952 nt
Organism: Maylandia zebra (zebra mbuna)
Lineage: Eukaryota; Metazoa; Chordata; Actinopteri; Cichliformes; Cichlidae
Product: DENN domain-containing protein 5B
Molecular function (GO): small GTPase binding; guanyl-nucleotide exchange factor activity
Source: RefSeq, a predicted model, not a curated record
ACCGACUCCUCCGAGCUUUGCCGAGGCGGGGAUUCACACAGCUCUCUUCUCCCGUAGAGUUAGUAGUGUGUUGGGAAGCUGCACAGAAGCUCCGGUCACUGAAAGGUAACUUUUAUAAAGCAGCUCUUAUACUGCGAAUGUUUCAUUUUCUCAUACGACGCGCAGCAGUGGAGCGUUAUCAAAGACUGGAGCGUUUUAUUUAGCCCCCCGCCUUUUCCUCUUGGAUGUAUCGCUUGAAGAACUAGGAACGGACCGCGCAGCUCACCGAAGCCGGGAUGAGCGGGACCUCCGCGGGGUCGGCCGCGGCGCCCUGCCGCUUCGCGCACUACUUUGUUAUUUGUGGAAUAGACACAGAAACGGGACUUGAACCGGACGAGUUAGCAGCUUUGCACCGGUGGCUAGAAGCAGACCGCCAAGGCAGGGAUCCAGAUACUGCAUCUGCAGGUGAAAACUUUGAGCAGAGUCCCCUGAAGAGGACAUUCAAGUCCAAAGUUCUGGCACGUUAUCCAGAAAAUGUGGAGUGGAACCCAUUCGACCAGGAUGCUGUUAACAUGCUCUGUAUGCCCAAAGGUUUGUCAUUCAGGACACAGGCAGACCAGCGCGAGCCUCAGUUCCACUCCUUCAUCAUCACCAAGGAGGAUGGAUCUCGAACAUAUGGUUUCGUUCACACCUUUUAUGAGGAGGUGACCAGCCCACAGAUCUGCUCUGCCAUGCAGACUCUCUACCAGAUGCACAAUGCCGAGCAAACAAAUGCCGCUUCUUCCUCCUCCUCUUCUUCCUCCAGCAUGGACUCACUAGCCAGUAGUUUAGAUGAUGGUUACUCCCCCACCUCAUCAUCCUCAUCAUCUUUAUCUCGUGCAGCGGGGAGCUAUGACUCGUCACGGGACACGCUCUAUGUGUCCAAAGCCUUGUGUCUGAUCACGCCUAUGCCCUUCAUGCACGCCUGCCGGCGCUUCCUUGCACAGAUGCACUCUGCUGUCAUAGCUGCAACCGCACCCCCCUUGCCACUGGAGAGCUACGUUUACAACAUCCUGUACGAGGUGCCGCUGCCUGCUCUGGGGCGUUCACUCAAAUUCCACGGCAUAUACGAACCCAUUGUCUGCCAAAGGCCGGGACCAGGAGAGCUUCCCCUGGCCGACUUCCCCCUGGCAGAGGCCUUUUCUCUGCUAGGCGUGGAAAACCUGGUCCAGGUGUUCACCUGCACCUUGCUGGAGAUGCAGAUUCUGCUGUACUCACAGGACUACCAGCGGUUGAUGACAGUGGCAGAGGGCAUCACCACCCUCCUAUUUCCCUUCCAGUGGCAGCACGUCUAUGUUCCCAUCCUGCCAGCCUCCCUCCUUCAUUUCCUAGAUGCACCUGUUCCCUACCUGAUGGGCCUGCAGUCCAAAGAGGGCACUGACCGCUCCAAACUUGAGCUUCCUCAGGAGGCCAACCUGUGUUUUGUGGAUAUUGACAACCACUCCAUCGAGCUUCCAGAGGACUUCCCUCAGUUCCCAAACAAGACCGAAUUCAUCCAGGAGCUCACUGAGGUGUUAUUAAGCUUUGGCUUCUCUGCCAACACUGGCGCCCCGCCCCGGACCCGCUCCAGUCCUGGCAGCACCUCGUCCACCCCAGGAAGGGAACGCAAAUCCGCCACCCUUCGACAGCUAGAGGACGAUGGACGUAAUGGCAAUCUGGCAGGAGAGGAGUUAGUGGUGCUGGAGCUGCUGCAGGGAAAUGCUACGCUGGAGAGACUGCAGGCACUGACUAAACGCACUGGGGUGACUGUGGCACGUGUGGAAGCCCUGAGGGCUGGAGUCAAAGGUCAGCCCACCGACGGAGGAAACCAAACAGGAGGUGAAGAAGAGGAGCUAAGGAAAGCCAAACUGAACGUUCAGCUGAGGGAGGUGUUCGCCAGCCGCUUCACUACCAUGUUUGCAGACUAUGAAUCGUUUGUUAUCCAGAGCGCUCCUGAUCUGGAGUCCUGGCUCACCAACAGGGAGCAGAUGCACAACUUUGACAAGGCUUCAUUCCUGUCAGACCAGCCAGAGCCCUACCUUCCCUUUCUGUCUCACUUCAUCGAGACACAGAUGUUUGCCACCUUCAUCGACAACAAGAUCAUGUCUCAGUGGGAGGAGAAGGAGCCUAUGCUCCAUGUCUUUGACACUCGUAUUGACAAGGCACGCCUCUAUAAUAUCCGUGCUCCCAGUCUCCGGUCGUCCUGCUACCAGAGGUGCUCCAUCCUCAAAGAGUCUGCUCAGGCCAUUGAGCAGCGGCUGAUGAAGAUUGACCACACGGCCAUCCACCCACACCUGCUGGACAUGAAGAUCGGUCAGGGGAAGUACGAGCAGGGGUUCUUCCCCAAACUGCAGACCGAAGUGCUCAACACAGGACCGAGCAAUAACAAGUGGUGUCACAAGGCAACAACAGCUCAGCGCAGAAAAGAUCGCCACAGACAACAAACGGAACAUCUAACCCUUGAUAAUGACCUGAAAGAGGUGGAGGGCUGCCUGGUCCUACAGAAUUCCAUGGCAUUUUGGGAGUGGGACAAUGCAUCCCCUCCUCCUGUCAAACCACCUAAAAAAUCUGCUUCUGCUUCCUGCCUGAAGUACAUGCAGGAGGCCCGCAGCCUCGGGAAGAAUCUGCGACAGCCUAAACUCUCCGACCUGUCGCCUGCCGUGAUCGCCCAGACCAACUGGAAGUUUGUGGAAGGGUUGCUCAAGGAGUGUCGCAUGAAGACCAAGCGUAUGCUGGUGGAGAAGAUGGGCCGCGAGGCGGUGGAGCUGGGUCAUGGCGAGGCCAGCAUCACUGGAUUAGAGGAGAACACUCUGAUCGCCAGUCUGUGUGACCUGCUAGAGAGAAUCUGGAGCCACGGGCUGCAGGUCAAACAGGGGAAGUCUGCUCUGUGGUCUCAUCUGCUGCACUAUCAGGCCCGGGAGGAGAUGCUGGCGCAGCAGGCUGACUCACCAGCGCCUCGCUUUCUUGAGAGGAGGAAGUCUGAUAGUUCCAUAGCGAUGCCUUCUCUGCGUGUGUCUCUCAUUCAGGAUAUGAGGCAUAUCCAGAGUAUGUCAGAGAUCAAGACGGACGUUGGCCGAGCCAGAGCCUGGAUUCGCCUGUCCCUGGAAAAGAAGCUGCUCUCUCAGCAUCUCAAACAGUUGCUGUCGCGACAAGCCUUAACCAAGAAGCUGUACAAACGUUACGCCUUCCUGCGCUGUGAGGAGGAGAAGGAGCAGUUCCUCUUCCAUUUGCUCUCUCUCAAUGCUGUUGACUACUUCUGCUUCACCAGUGUCUUCACCACCAUCAUGAUCCCAUACCGAGUCGUCAUCAUCCCCAUCAAGAAGCUGAGCAACGCUAUGACCACAUCCAACCCCUGGGUGUGCGUCUCAGGGGAACUGGGAGACUCGGGCAUCAUGCAGAUCCCCAAGAACGUAUUAGAAAUGACCUUUGAUUCUGCUUUCAGGCCUCACACGCACAUCUCUGCCAUAUUCAAGUGUCAGAACCUGGGGAAGCUCACCACGGUGCAGCUGGGUCACGAUAAUGCUGGCCUCCUGGCUAAAUGGUUGGUGGACUGUGUGAUGGUGCGGAACGAGAUCACAGGACACACCUACAGGUUCCCCUGCGGUCGAUGGCUCGGUAAGGGUGUGGAUGACGGCAGCCUGGAAAGGGUCCUAAUCGGGGAAUUAGUGUUGCCCAGCGGAGAGGAUGAUUCUGCAAGGGCCUGCCGUACACCCCCGCUACAGCGUUCACCUUCCCAGGGCAGACGCAUCAGCAUCACAUCGCUCACCGGACGAGAUACCAAGCUGAAUUCAGCACAAAUCCAAGAGGGGAUUGGGGAGGCAGUGAACAACAUCAUCAAACACUUCCACAAACCAGAGAAAGAGAGAGGCAGUCUGACUGUUCUGCUGUGCGGCGAGAAUAGCUUGGUCGCGGCUCUGGAACAGUUCUUCCAUCACGGCUUCAAAUCUGCCAGGCUCUUCCAGAAGACUGUGUUUGUGUGGGACUUUGUGGAGAAGGCUGUUGCCUACAUGGAGUCAGCUGACCAGGUGGGAGACCUUCAGGAGACCACUGAGGCCAUGAAGAUGACCUGUCAGUCACUCUGUCAUUACUUCAAUGCGAUCAACUCCACCUCCAGAAACAUCGGCAAGGACGGAAAGUUCCAGUUGUUAGUCUGCCUCGGAGCCAGAGACCGCCUGCUGCCCCAGUGGCUCCCCCUGCUCGUGGAAUGUCCAGUGAUCCUGCAGAUGUAUGAGGACACAGCAAUGCUCAGAGACCCUUCCACUCUCAAUACCCUUAUAAGCGUCCUUGAGACACUGCACGACUUCUCCAUCACACUGGAAGCCUCACUGGUCAAAGGCAUCAACCUUUAGCUCCACAGGACUUUGGUUAAUUUUCUGUCCUCCUCUUCAGUUCACUCUGUCCGUCUAACUGUUAGCUCCUUGGCCUUGUGAUUAGAUGGAUGAUAAGGUUUGGAGGACAUUAAAUUGAAAGGACAAUUUGGAAACCAAAGCAAUAAGUUCCACAUGUUCUCAUGUUGCUUGAUUCUUCAUGAGAGACGUUAAAAUUUGUGGGUGACCCAUGAGCUUGCAUGCAGUAUUUCCACUCUUCCUGUGAAUUUCAAAGACUAUUUAAACAAAAGGUCAGACCAAGGAUCUGUAGUUUUUUACUUGAUGAACUAAUGCUGUUCAUCACAGUGCACAGGUUUCUGCAGACAUAUCAGCUUUUAGAAGCACUUCCUGCCUUCCAUGUAUUUGUUAUUUCAGUACACUUGGAAAAUGACUGUUUGGCUUCCUGCUCACAUUAAACUCAAGCUGCAAGUCAAAAAUCUGUUCCAAAAAGACUUUUGCAAAGCAGUUAUUCACUGUCAUGUUUGAGGGAACUACUUUUUUAUAUUCCCAAAAACUGUUCAUCUGGACGUAGCGGUGGCCAAGCGUACGACUGAAGAAGUCACUUGGAUGAGUGACGAAACGUCCAGAUGAACAGAAUCCACUUUUUGGGAUUUCCUUACCUUGAUGAUUGAGCAUGAAAAUACUUUCUAUAUUGUUUUUGCUUUAAGGUCUUUUCUAGGCUGCAGGAUUGUCGUUGCUGAUAUGAAUCACAGCAUCUUUCUGCCUUAUUGAUUCUCUUAGUGUACUGAAAUAUGGCUGCUUGGAAGAAAAACAAAAAAUUGAGUGCAUGCUGAAAUGACAGCAUAGAGACAUAGCUGUAGCAGCAGACAUGUAACAGCUGUGUGUAGCAUAGCCCCCUUCAGUUGGUACGAGUAGAUGCAUUAUCUUACCUGUAACUGUUGGUUAUAGUAGCAUCAACCUAACUGUUGUUAGCGUGAGCAACAAUGCUUUUGUGCACGGAAAGAGUACGAUGCCAUGAAGAGACUGAGGGAUCACUGACACAAUGACAGACUCAGUGUUAAGAGUUUAACCUGUGGCUAACAUUCCUACCUACAUUAUACAUCUAUGUCUCACUUCACAGAUGUGCGCAUGUAAGAUCAGGUUUUAAGGCUGUGUGCCUUACAAACACAAUUACACCAUCUGCCUACACACAAAUUCAUGUAGGAUUUCUUGCCAGUUUGCCAGUUUCAACAACUAAAUAACAGCUAAACUGUAACACACAGGCUCAUCUAAGAAUGAAAAAUGAAUUUCAGCUGAUUUAUGCCUUUUCCUUGAAACCAGCGUGUGUGGGCCAAAAGUGUGAACUCCUACACUAUGGAGAUACCUGACACAUUAACAAUAUACGACAGAAAUUAAUUCAAGUAUAACAUUAAUGAAUUAAAGUCCUGGCAGUUAUUAAACUUUUCCACAAAACAACAAAACGGUUCUUUCAAAAACAAUAAUCAGUAUACACAGUUCAGCUUUUUACUGCAUUCAUAUCAAACAUCAGGAAUAAGCUGAAAUUUUAGAACGUUUACUUCACGUUUCUAUAAACAAGACUGAGUGUAAUAGCACCCAUUUGUCACCAAUUAGCAUAGGAAGCGAGAAGUAGCAGGUUUAUGGUCUUAACAACUUUCAUGCUUGUGUGUGUGUCAUGAUUCCCGUAAAGUCCCACUUCAAGCCAGUCACAGGUUACGUUUUUAGUCCCUGUGUAACAGCCGCAGUAGCACUGGCUGUUUAUACACUGUUUAAAAUCUAGAUUUUAUUUUUUGUAAUAAAGCAAACUAGCCUAUGCUAAGCUAAAUGUUCUUUAAUUGUUUAAAGGGGUUUUUAUGUAAACUGCAGACUUGGCAUAAAUGGAUGAAUUUCACAAUUAGAAUUGUUAACCUUGUUUUCUGUGGUCCAUAAAUGUGUCAUGAAGGGACGCGCCAUAUUUGUGUUUCACCUCCUCUAAAUGCGCUCAAAAUGUAAAUAUGUUUGGCAGCAGAGAGUAAAAUGUUUGGAAAUGUGUAUCUUGGGCAGAUGUCCUAUCUUUGAACUUUUGCAGCAUUAGCAGUUUUGUGUUGCCUGUUGCUAAAUGGAUACUUUCAGGUGUACAUAUUGUCAACGCACGCUGUCAUUUAAGCUGUAUUCAUGUGGCACUCUAAUGGAUUACAAAUAGCAGGGGAGUUUAUCUGCUUUGUUACGACAAAAUGUGGACACGGUUGCAUUUCUGCUGUUUCCAGAACGGAGUAUGUGAUGGGCAUCCUGCCUUCCUGUGUUUUUAAUUUAUAUUGACUUUGACUGGCUGACAGCAGCACUGGUGUUUUAUGGUGGACAAACCUGUGGAGUAAGUCGAUGCGUCCUAAGCACCUUUAAAGUAACCACUAUUUCUCCUUCAUGUGCCCCUGCUGAUUAACCUGUGGGACUAUUGACAGCUCCAAAGCACAGACAUGGAUUCCUCCACCUCUUCCUGGACGUCUUUAUGUACGGACUAUUUUUCUGGCAGCACCAGAAACGACGUGUGGAAGAUGACCAUCCACCCUAGUAGUCACACUUCAUGCCAGCGUUGGGACUGACUGCUCUCUACUGAUAUUUAUUGUUCCUCAAUAAAACACCGAAGUCUAAGA